Messenger RNA from Amorphotheca resinae ATCC 22711, 4044 nucleotides. RefSeq lists its product as hypothetical. Lineage: Eukaryota; Fungi; Ascomycota; Leotiomycetes; Helotiales; Amorphothecaceae. Gene Ontology annotation, biological process: gluconeogenesis; pyruvate metabolic process. The transcript has 10 exons. Gene Ontology annotation, molecular function: pyruvate carboxylase activity; metal ion binding; ATP binding. The record is from RefSeq and is a predicted model, not a curated record. Bases 466 to 4044 code for a protein of 1192 amino acids. Gene Ontology annotation, cellular component: cytoplasm.
CCCACCUCCCCCACCAUCUUAUCCAUUUUACCAAACCCGUUCGGACCCUGGCCACGCAGGCCGUUCAACUAUAGCCUUGCCCAGUAGUUGCCCUCAACCUUGACGCAGCGCGGAUAGUAGUAGACGGUUGACCCAGCCCAGCCCAGCCGGCCUCAACCGAGGAAGAAGGCUAUUGUGGUGUUGAACAGACAUCCCAGCGCCCAAGUACCAGUCAAAACCCUCCUCUUCUUCCUUCCGUCAACACAAAACCCAAACCCUCUCUUCCAAACCCCUUCUGCCCGUUGUUCUUUGAAUGCUUGCGGUGUAAUACUCUCCCCUCCCUCCCCACUGCAGCUCGUGAAGCUCCAAGUUCACAGCCAUAACCGAGCCCUCUCUAUCCCAGUUCUGGGUCUAUCGCUUGUCAUCACCCCUCACCCAAGCUCCUCUCUCUCUGUCUGCCCUGCGCAAUAGCUACACCCCGGCACCAUGGCCGACGAGCACAAUCCCAAUGGCGCCUACAGCGAGGUGUUCGAAGAUGCCGACGCUCGCCCUGCGCAGACGGUCCAUCGCAUUCGUGCCAAUUCCAGCAUUAUGCGCUUGAAGAAGAUCCUCGUGGCCAAUCGAGGAGAGAUUCCUAUUCGUAUCUUCCGUACAGCCCACGAGCUUUCACUGCAGACAGUUGCGGUUUACAGUUAUGAGGACCGGCUUAGCAUGCACAGGCAGAAGGCCGAUGAAGCCUACGUCAUUGGCAAGCGCGGUCAAUAUACACCGGUCGGGGCAUACUUGGCAGGCGACGAAAUCAUCAAGAUUGCCCAGGAGCAUGGCGUUCAGAUGAUACAUCCUGGAUACGGUUUCCUCUCCGAGAAUGCGGAAUUUGCUCGAAAGGUCGAGAAAGCUGGUCUAAUUUUCGUCGGUCCCUCGCCAGAAGUUAUCGAUGCCCUUGGCGACAAGGUUUCCGCCAGAGCCAUAGCCAUCAAGGCAGGCGUACCAGUCGUCCCUGGAACUGAGGGAGCAGUGGACAAGUUCGAGGAUGUCAAGAAGUUCACUGACCAAUACGGGUUCCCCAUUAUCAUCAAGGCUGCCUAUGGCGGUGGUGGACGCGGUAUGCGAGUUGUACGAGAACAAUCCAGUUUGGAAGAUGCUUUCAACAGAGCUACCUCCGAAGCCAAGGCCGCCUUUGGCAACGGAACUGUCUUUGUGGAACGCUUCCUCGACAAGCCAAAGCACAUCGAAGUGCAGCUUUUGGGAGACAACCAAGGAAACAUUGUUCACCUGUACGAGCGUGAUUGUUCCGUUCAGCGAAGACAUCAGAAGGUCGUCGAAUUGGCUCCGGCCAAGGACCUUCCAACUGAAGUCCGAGAUGCCCUCCUGAAUGAUGCGGUCAAGCUUGCCAAGUCUGUCAACUACCGAAAUGCUGGAACUGCGGAGUUCUUGGUCGACCAGCAGAACCGUUACUACUUCAUCGAAAUCAACCCCCGUAUUCAAGUCGAGCACACCAUCACGGAGGAAAUCACCGGCAUUGAUAUCAUCGCUGCUCAGAUCCAGAUCGCUGCCGGUGCAACGCUAGCACAACUUGGACUUACCCAAGACCGCAUUUCCACAAGAGGUUUUGCUAUCCAGUGCCGAAUCACAACAGAAGAUCCUUCCAAGAAUUUCCAGCCGGACACUGGAAAGAUCGAGGUUUAUCGAUCCGCUGGUGGUAACGGAGUUCGAUUAGACAGCGGCAGCGGCUUUGCAGGCUCAGUUAUCACCCCUCACUACGACUCCAUGCUGGUCAAGUGUACCUGCCACGGUUCUACAUACGAGAUUGUGCGACGAAAGAUGCUCCGAGCUUUGGUCGAGUUCCGUAUCCGUGGUGUGAAGACGAACAUUCCAUUCUUGGCGUCUUUACUCACACACCCCACGUUUAUAGAUGGCAACUGCUGGACUACUUUCAUUGACGAUACCCCCGAACUCUUUGACCUUGUUGGCAGCCAGAACCGUGCCCAAAAGCUGCUAGCGUACCUGGGAGAUGUUGCUGUCAACGGCAGCAGUAUCAAGGGCCAAAUCGGAGAGCCGAAGCUCAAGGGCGAGAUCAUCAUGCCAGAGCUGUUCGAUGAGUCCGGAAAGAAGAUUGACACCAGCGUGCCUUGCCAGAAGGGUUGGAGAAACAUCAUUGUUGAACAAGGUCCUGAAGCAUUUGCCAAGGCCGUCCGGAAGAAUAAGGGAUGUCUUCUGAUGGACACAACAUGGCGCGAUGCCCAUCAAUCACUGUUGGCUACCCGUGUGCGCACGGUUGAUCUCUUGAACAUUGCUAGGGAAACUAGCCAUGCUUACAGCAACCUGUACAGUCUUGAGUGCUGGGGUGGAGCGACCUUCGACGUGGCGAUGCGUUUCCUCUAUGAGGAUCCAUGGGACAGACUGCGGAAGAUGCGAAAGCUCGUCCCUAACAUCCCAUUCCAGAUGCUUCUGCGUGGAGCCAACGGAGUUGCCUACUCGUCCUUGCCAGAUAACGCAAUCUUCCACUUCUGCGAACAGGCAAAGAAGCACGGUGUCGACAUCUUCCGAGUAUUCGACGCUUUGAACGACAUUGACCAACUUGAAGUUGGUAUCAAAGCUGUCCACCAGGCUGGAGGAGUUGUCGAGGGUACAGUCUGCUAUAGUGGAGAUAUGCUGAACCCAAAGAAGAAAUACAACUUGGAGUACUACAUGGACUUGGUGCAAAAGCUUGUGGAUCUCAAGAUUCACAUUUUGGGUAUCAAGGAUAUGGCAGGUGUUCUUAAGCCCCGGGCCGCUACUUUGUUGAUCGGUGCUAUCCGCAAGAAGUACCCUGAUCUCCCCAUCCACGUCCACACUCACGACUCAGCUGGUACUGGUGUCGCCUCAAUGGUUGCUUGCGCAUAUGCAGGCGCUGAUGCUGUGGACACUGCAACGGACAGCUUGUCUGGUAUGACAUCUCAGCCAAGUGUCGGUGCCGUCCUGGCCUCGCUGGAAGGCACGGAGUUCGACCCGAAAUUGAAUGUUCAGCACGUUCGAGCUAUUGAUACAUACUGGGCUCAGCUCCGUCUUUUGUACUCGCCCUUCGAAGCCGGCCUUACGGGUCCGGAUCCGGAGGUUUACGAGCACGAGAUUCCAGGUGGUCAAUUGACGAACAUGAUGUUCCAGGCUUCCCAGCUUGGUCUCGGUGCACAGUGGGCAGAGACCAAGAAGGCUUAUGAAGAAGCAAAUGACCUGCUCGGUGACAUCGUGAAGGUCACCCCGACAUCCAAGGUUGUUGGUGACUUGGCUCAGUUCAUGGUCUCCAACAAGCUCAGCUACGACGAUGUCCAGAAGAGAGCCAGCGAGCUUGAUUUCCCAGCUUCAGUUCUCGAAUUCUUCGAAGGACUGAUGGGUCAACCAUAUGGAGGGUUCCCAGAACCACUCCGUACGAAUGCUCUGCGCGGCCGCCGCAAGCUGAACAAGCGACCUGGUCUCUCUCUGGAGCCACUCGAUCUCCAGCAGAUCAAGAAGGAUAUCCAUGCGAAGUGGGGAAGCGUCACCGAGUGCGAUGUUGCCAGUUACGCCAUGUACCCCAAGGUCUUCGAAGACUACAAGAAGUUCGUACAAAAGUACGGUGAUCUCAGCGUGCUCCCAACCAAAUACUUCCUUUCAAGACCUGAGAUUGGAGAGGAGUUCCACGUUGAGCUUGAGCAGGGCAAGGUUUUGAUUCUGAAGCUACUUGCCGUUGGUCCUCUGUCAGACACCACUGGCCAGCGUGAGGUGUUCUACGAGAUGAACGGAGAGGUCCGCCAAGUAACUGUUGAUGAUAACAAGGCAGCUGUGGAGAACACCAGCCGACCAAAGGCCGAUCCUGGAGACAGCAGCCAGGUCGGAGCGCCUAUGUCCGGAGUCGUGGUUGAGCUUCGUGUCCAUGAUGGUACGGAAGUCAAGAAGGGCGAUCCUCUUGCGGUUCUGAGUGCCAUGAAGAUGGAAAUGGUCAUCUCAGCGCCACAUGCUGGUAAAGUGUCCAGUACCCAGAUCAAAGAGGGCGAUUCGGUCGCUGGGUCCGAUCUCAUCUGCAAGAUCGUCAAGCCAGGCGACAAGUAA